Molecule: messenger RNA, 1344 nt
Organism: Fusarium coffeatum
Lineage: Eukaryota; Fungi; Ascomycota; Sordariomycetes; Hypocreales; Nectriaceae
Exons: 5
Coding region: 1-1344 (447 amino acids)
Cellular component (GO): cytoplasm
Molecular function (GO): saccharopine dehydrogenase activity
Source: RefSeq, a predicted model, not a curated record
AUGGCUAACAACAAGAUCUUGAUCCUCGGCAGCGGCAUGGUCGCCAAGCCAUGCGUCGAUUACUUGCUCCGAAGCUCCAACAACAACCUCACAAUUGCCUGCCGUACCCUCUCUACCGCUCAGAAACUCGCAGCGGGACGCUCUCGCACCAAUGCUAUCGUACUCGAUGUUGCUUCUCCGGAACUUGACCGUCGUGUUGCAGAACAUGACCUCGUCAUAUCCCUUGUACCAUUCGUCUACCAUGCCGACGUCGUCAAAUCGGCUAUCAAGGGUAAAACUAAUGUAGUCACCACGAGCUACGUGUCUCCCGCUAUUCGAGCCCUUGAGGAUGAGGCCAAGAGGGCCGGUAUCACCGUGCUGAAUGAAGUUGGUGCCGAUCCUGGUGUUGACCACUUGUAUGCCAUCAAGACCAUCGAUGAGGUCCAUGAAAAGGGUGGAAAGAUCCUCGAGUUCUACUCGUACUGCGGUGGCCUCCCUGCACCUGAGGCAUCUGACAACCCAAUGCGUUUCAAGUUUUCUUGGUCACCUCGCGGUGCUCUUCUUUCGCAGUUGAACUCUGCUACUUUCCUGAAGGACGGAAAGAUUGUCGAAGUUCCCAACAAGGAUCUCAUGAAUGCAGCAGUCCCGUAUCAUGUCGUUGACGGUUACUCGUUCUUUGCAUAUCCCAACAGAGACUCCGCUUCGUUCCGUGAGGCCUACAAGAUCCCCGAAGCCCAUACGGUCAUUAGAGGCACUCUUCGAUACGAAGGCAACCCGGCCAUGGUCAAGACCCUCAUUGAGCUUGGUUGGCUUGACGCAACCAGCAAGGGCUGGCUCCAGGAUGGGAUGUCCUGGGCCAUGAUCCAGCAAAAGGCCACUGGAGCUGCUUCUACCAGCGAAGCUGAUCUUGUAGCCAAGGUGGAUGAGAUUUGCUCUUUCCCCAACCCCGACCAACGUGACAAGAUCUUGGCUGGCCUCAAGUGGAUUGGUCUCUUCUCAGACGAGAAGCCUACUAUCCACGAUAACCUCCUUGACACACUCUCAACUCAACUUGGGAAACUCUGCAGCUACCAGCCCCAUGAACGUGACCUGCUAAUGCUUCAGCACAAGUUCGUCGUCGAGUGGAAGGACGGCAACAAGGAUACGAUCACAUCUACCCUUGAGCUGUUUGGAGAGCGUGGCGGCUGCUCGGCCAUGUCCAAGGCAGUUGGGUUGACCUGCGGAAUUGCCACCCAGCUGCUCCUUGACGGUCAUCCCGCCUUCAAUGUUCCAGGUGUACUGGCUCCCUAUUCUCGAGAAAUUUGCGACCCAAUCCGGUUCAAGGUUGAAGCUGGGGGUAUCAAGCUUGUUGAAAGAGUUCUCUAG